Molecule: messenger RNA, 1209 nt
Organism: Striga hermonthica
Lineage: Eukaryota; Viridiplantae; Streptophyta; Magnoliopsida; Lamiales; Orobanchaceae
Source: the annotation of a GenBank genome assembly
AUGGCGCACCUGCUUCGGGUCGGGCUUUCGGGUCGCCUAUCCAGUACCGGCGUGGCCGGAGCCUCACGAUCCAUGUCCACCGGGUGGUGGCGCCACGUGGAGCCUGCCCCCAAAGAUCCCAUCCUCGGCGUCACCGAAGCUUUCCUCGCCGAUCCUAGUCCAGACAAAGUCAACGUCGGCGUGGGUGCAUACCGCGAUGAUAAUGGAAAACCGGUGGUUCUCGAGUGCGUUCGAGAAGCCGAGAGGAGGAUAGCCGGCAAUCUACACAUGGAAUAUCUGCCCAUGGGAGGAAGUGUGAACAUGGUAGAGGAGACUCUAAAGCUGGCAUAUGGUGAAAAUUCUGAGUUGAUCAAAGAUAAACGAAUCGCGGCUGUGCAAGCUCUUUCGGGAACUGGUGCAUGCAGGCUCUUUGCCGACUUCCAAAAGCGUUUUUCCCCUGAUUCCCAAAUCUACAUUCCGGUUCCUACCUGGGCCAAUCACCAUAACAUCUGGAGAGAUGCCCAUGUACCUCAGAAAACAUUCCAUUAUUAUCACCCAGAAUCAAGGGGUUUGGACUUCUCCUCGUUGAUGGAUGAUGUAAAGAAUGCACCAAAUGGGUCUUUCUUCUUGCUUCAUGCUUGUGCUCACAAUCCAACUGGAGUUGAUCCUACCGAAGAACAGUGGAGAGAGAUCUCACACCAAUUCAAGGUUAAAGGACAUUUUGCCUUGUUUGACAUGGCUUAUCAAGGAUUUGCAAGUGGUGAUCCAGAAAGGGAUGCCAAGUCUAUCCGGAUUUUUCUCGAGGACGGCCACCUGAUAGGUUGUGCCCAAUCUUAUGCAAAAAAUAUGGGACUUUAUGGUCAAAGAGUUGGCUGCCUCAGUGUGGUUUGUGAGGAUGCAAAACAAGCUGUUGCGGUGAAAAGUCAGUUACAGCAGCUUGCAAGACCUAUGUACAGUAAUCCUCCUGUUCAUGGUGCCCUGAUUGUUUCCACCAUUCUUGGUGAUCCAGAUUUGAAGAAAUUGUGGCUGAAGGAAGUAAAGGGAAUGGCCGAUCGCAUCAUCGGGAUGAGAACCUCUCUUCGAGAAAAUCUUGAAAAACUGGGGUCACCUCUUUCGUGGGAGCACGUAACCAAGCAGAUCGGCAUGUUUUGCUAUAGUGGAAUGACACCUGAGCAGUAUGGCUGGAGUCACUACAGGCAAUGUUGGUUACUUGGCGAAUGCUAUACAUGA